UGCAGAUGCUUGUUGCCCGUCACUCAAAGCAGUCAAAGAGUAUGCACGUUUCUUAGAACUACCAUAUAUUGUAAUUGUAAUAAGUUAUUGAAACUGGUUUUUGUGGUCUUUUUGUCCUCCUUUUACAUAUGUUGCACAUCUUUAGUGGCAUAUAGAGGUAGAUGCAUUAUUGGUAUUGUGUGUCUAAGUCGUUCAUUUUGUCCUUGGUGGUGUUGCUGCUGACAGUUUUACCAUCAAUUUCCAGUAUUUGCUUAACACAUCAGUAGAAUCAACAUUUUUGACAUCUGAAAGCUUGCAAGGCCGUAGUUUACCUUGGCUCUGUACUCUUCCUUAGGCUAGUACUGCUGGCACUCAUACUUUUUUUUCGCUGUUAAUCUUUAUCUGGUAAGGCUUUAUUUUGUGGCGUCUCUUUAGGUAUUUGGUAUAGUGGGAGGAUAGUUUUCAUGAAGAUUGUUUUGAGUACUUAAGUAAUGUACAACUUCUCUCUGGGUGUAUAUAGAGCUCUUUACCUCUCACUGGGACUGCAUCCCAUGUUUCUGCAGCAUGCUGAAUUUCAUUCGAGGAGAGGAAGCAAAUAUUUUCUGGGCCACCUACCUUCACUUCAGUUUCUUCGAUCAUUCGUGGAAGGACAACAUUUGAGCUCCAUUGCAUCUUAUAGCAUAGGGGAAAAAGGAGAUUGCUUUUACGAGUGGUUUAGAGUGAAAAGUAAUGGUGUCAAGGAUAAGCUAAAAUACCAGUGAGUCCUUGGACUUUAGUUCGGAGGAUGCAGGAAGAUGCCUGAAACCUCUUUACAUAUCUGUUCAUAAAGAUGGUGUUAAAGGGAGUGCUAAGCGUGUGUUGUCUAUUGUGUUGCUGCUGUUAGGUAAUUCCUUGAAAUGGAAGUAUCAGCACUAUUACUGAAGGACGUAGUGAUUGCACUUUUGACACCAAGAAACUAAUAUUCCCGAAGUGGAGAAAAAGUUUGUUUUAUUUGGAAAUGCAUGUACAGGCAGAUCUUCCGCCGUGCAUCCUCGCUGUGCCCCUAUACUGAGAAAGUUUGAUGAAACUCUGUAAAGAUAAGAAUCUAAGAAUAUUUUUCUCUCUUCUAUGUAUUUUCAUGUGUGUAAUACUUUUUAUUUAUCCAAUAUACCUCAAAUUUCCACCUUA
Molecule: messenger RNA, 1146 nt
Organism: Rhododendron vialii
Lineage: Eukaryota; Viridiplantae; Streptophyta; Magnoliopsida; Ericales; Ericaceae
Exons: 5
Coding region: 471-740 (89 amino acids)
Source: RefSeq, a predicted model, not a curated record